This is a messenger RNA of Oldenlandia corymbosa var. corymbosa, 1263 nucleotides long. The record is from the annotation of a GenBank genome assembly. Lineage: Eukaryota; Viridiplantae; Streptophyta; Magnoliopsida; Gentianales; Rubiaceae.
AUGAAGAUAAAAUUACAGAAGGAUUAUAUCUCCAAAGAAGACAUGAUUAAAGCUUAUAUGGAAGAAUUGAAACAAGAAUUAAAAAGGAAUUUGGCAGAUGAUAGAUCAGAUGUGUCAAUGACAACAGCAACAUCAAAUGAGGAUUGCUUAGCUGGAGAAUCACAAGACCCAGAAGAAUACAAUGAAGAUGAUAUGAUAGAAGAACGUUUCAACAAACUAGUUGAAGAAUUGAGAGAGGAGACAAAGGGGGACAUCAUCCUCAAGCAAAGUCAGAAAAGCAACUUAAAAUUCAAUUUAAGGCCAUGUGAAAGAGCUGUAAGGGCGUUGAUCUCAAUUUAUUUAUACUUAAUCAUGUUGACGGACUUAAUUAUUAUUCUAUGCCCCUCAACUCACACCAUUUUGCUCAUGUGUACAGAGUUUCACAGCCAUUUCGUAACCUGCAGAAGUGGAAGACAAAGUCGGCAGUUGCAGGCAAGUAUUAAUCGAUUUGAAGAAUUGUGGACUAAAUUUGAUGAAUGUAGAGAUAUAAUUGAGGAGAAUUGGUACAUAGGGGGAGAUGUAAAUGCUGAACAAUUUAAGAUGAAGAUUAAAAACACUAUGAUGGCGUUGAAGAAGUGGGGGAAAUUGAAAUUUGGUAAUUUGAGGAAGAAAAUUAAUGAUUUUAAUCAGAGACUUGUAGAGAUUCAGGGUAAUCCUGCAUACACAUGGGAUGAGGAGGCAAAGUUGAAAAAAGAACUGGAACUUUUAUUAGAGCAAGAAGAAGUAUAUUGGAAACAACGUUCAAGAAUUAGCUGGCUCCAAGGAGGUGAUCGAAAUACUUCGUACUUUCAUAACAAGGCAAGUCAUCGGAAAACAAAGAAUUUCAUUAGAAGACUGCAAGCAGAAUCAGGAGAAUGGAUAGAGGAUGAGGAGAAAUUACAUAUGCACAUAAUUGGUCAUUUUGCUGGAUUGUUCACUGAGAGAGCUGAUUACCAAGAUGAUAUUUCUAACUUAGUGGAAAGUCAUAUUCCAAGGUACAUGAUUGAAGAGCUGGAGGACAAGUUCACAGAAGAGGAGAUAAUAAAGGUGAUUAAAGACAUGAGACCUUGGAAAGCACCAGGGCCCGAUGGAGUGCAUGCUGGCUUUUACCAGAUAUAUUGGAGCAUUGUCGGUGAUGAUGUGAAAAAGCUAGCUCUAGAUAUUUUAGAUGGAGAUGGGGAUAUUCAGGCCCUAAACCAUACUUAUAUAGUUUUAAUACCUAAAGUGCUGAACCCACCAAAGUAA